UCUUCACUCUUCAACACAAUUUUCAUCUUCUCCACUCUCAUUCUCUCUCUCUCUCUCUGACACGUAACUAACUAUCCAUCCUGGAUUCCUAUCCUCUCGACACACACAUAUACAAAACACAAAGACACUUAAUAUACAUUUAGAAAGAAGAUGUCGAGCAGAAGAUCAUCACGUUCAAGACAGUCAUCAGGGAGCUCAAGAAUCUCUGACGGUCAGAUUUAUGAUCUUGUAACAAGGCUCCAACACCUUAUCCCUGAACUCCGCCGCCGCCGUUCUGACAAGGUGUCAGCAUCUACGGUACUACAAGAGACGUGCAACUACAUCAGGAACUUGCACAGAGAGGUUGAUGAUCUAAGUGACCGUUUGUCCGAACUCUUGGCUACGGCGGACGACAACAGCGCGGAAGCAGCCAUCAUUAGGAGCUUGCUUAAUUACUAAUAUAUAUUCUCAUAAAUUUAUCUGAGAACUAUUAUAUAUCAUCUAUUGUCGCCAGGAAAUUUAUCUUAUUAUGAUUAUGAGUAUUUUGUUGCCUUCUA
Messenger RNA from Brassica oleracea var. oleracea, 536 nucleotides. RefSeq names its product transcription factor PRE6-like. The coding region runs from base 151 to 438 and encodes 95 amino acids. Gene Ontology annotation, biological process: regulation of DNA-templated transcription; regulation of growth. The record is from RefSeq and is a predicted model, not a curated record. Lineage: Eukaryota; Viridiplantae; Streptophyta; Magnoliopsida; Brassicales; Brassicaceae. The transcript is spliced from 2 exons. Gene Ontology annotation, molecular function: protein dimerization activity.